Molecule: messenger RNA, 1845 nt
Organism: Pezoporus flaviventris
Lineage: Eukaryota; Metazoa; Chordata; Aves; Psittaciformes; Psittacidae
Gene: MARCHF1
Product: membrane associated ring-CH-type finger 1
Exons: 8
Coding region: 123-1727 (534 amino acids)
Biological process (GO): protein polyubiquitination; immune response; antigen processing and presentation of peptide antigen via MHC class II
Cellular component (GO): early endosome membrane; cytoplasm; lysosome
Molecular function (GO): MHC protein binding; ubiquitin protein ligase activity; zinc ion binding
Source: RefSeq, a predicted model, not a curated record
AUUUCUGUAGUUCCAGUGCGGGAGACUGCCAGCAAUGGGAGAAGUUCAGUGGGCAGAAACAAAGAGAAGAACAAGGAAGUCGAGAAUUUCAGCAAUUAAGAAAGGAUAAGUGGAAGGAGAAAAUGUUGGGCUGGUGCCAAGCGAUAGCUCGUAACCCUCACAGACUUCCAAACAGCACAAGAACACCCGAGGUCUCAGGUGAUGCUUCACGUAACUCUACUUUGAAUGACAAAUCCCCAGGGCGUUCCACAAGUCGAUCAAGCAACAUUUCAAAGGCAAGCAGUCCUACAACAGGAACAGCUCCCAGGAGUCAGUCACGGUUGUCUGUCUGCCCUUCCACUCAGGACAUUUGUAGAUCUACUACCUUGCAUGAUUUGUCAGAAGAUGAGCUUGAACAUGCAACCCCUGUUAUGGUGUUGACCCCUUCCAAUAGGGAGUCUGGUAAGAAACAAGUAAAACGAAGGUUUAGGCGGAAAAGAGAGACUGGAGACACUGGUGAGCAUGCAGAAAAGCAAGGAAAAGGGAAAGACUGUAAAUUGCAUCCUGAGCCUGCAAGGUCCAGUUGGAAUGCAUCUGAUUCAUCAUCAUCUUCAGAUGAGAGUCAGUGGGCUCAGGCUAGGAGGAGAGCAAGAGAAAAGGCCAGAAUACCCAGGAGAGGGAGAAGGAACACUAGAUCAUGCAUUAACCAGGAUGGGUCCUCAAACAAUAAUGCUGUUGAACUUGUCACUUUGGGGACAGUGGGGAAAAACAAGCAAGAGGUAUCUGACCCUGAGAAUCCUACUUUAAAUCACCGCCGAAGAAGGGUUCCAAGGCUAAAGGAAUCACAGUCUUCAGUGUCAUCUCAGGAAGCAAGGAUUUCCUCAAGAAAAUGUGGAAAAAGCAAAGGAAAAGGCUACUAUGGAGAUCGGCACCCUGCAUCUUUCCUUAGACACAGUAAAGAUUUGAAGGACUGCUUUGCAGAGGGAGGCUCUGGGAGUGAUGCUCUGGCAGUCCCCAAUAAUGGAGCACCUGCUGGGGCAGGGCCCAGUGUGACUGAUGAUGUUCAGAAGCCUUCAGUGUUGUAUGAUGACUUAUCUGAUGAUUUAGAAGUAUGCAGGAUCUGUCACUGUGAGGGAGAUGAUGAAAGUCCCCUCAUUACACCGUGUCGCUGCACAGGGACCCUGCGCUUUGUUCAUCAGGCCUGUCUGCACCAAUGGAUUAAAAGCUCAGACACACGCUGUUGUGAGCUCUGCAAGUACGACUUUAUAAUGGAGACCAAGCUCAAACCUCUUCGGAAGUGGGAGAAACUACAGAUGACAACAAGUGAGAGGAGGAAAAUAGUUUGUUCAGUCACAUUCCAUGUAAUUGCAAUUACCUGUGUUGUUUGGUCAUUGUAUGUUUUAAUUGACAGAACCGCUGAGGAAAUUAAACAAGGCAAUGAUAAUGGUGUCCUUGAAUGGCCAUUUUGGACAAAACUCGUGGUGGUGGCCAUUGGAUUCACGGGGGGCCUGGUCUUCAUGUACGUGCAGUGUAAGGUGUAUGUUCAGCUGUGGCGCAGGUUGAAAGCCUACAAUAGAGUGAUCUUUGUUCAGAACUGCCCAGACACCACCAAAAAACUGGAGGACAAGAACUCUUUGUGCACUCAGACCUCAGAUAUCAAGGACGCAGUAGUGGUGCCAGUAGCACAGACAGGUACAAACUCUCAGCCAGAAGCUGAAGAAAUGAUGUCUGAGGUCAUGCCAGUUUGACAGAGGCAGCACUGUUUCUUCCUUGCAGAAUAAGGCGUAGUGUUUUGUACACUACAGAUGCUAAAAGAGAGCAGAAACGACUGCAUUUUUUUCAGUUAAAAAGAACAAAAAAAACCCA